UCACGCCGGUCGCCGAUACAGCAUGUAUUCUUUUGAAGUUUUUUUUCAUUCAGACUAUCAAAAUCAAAUUGUGUACGAGACUAAUUAGUGCCCUUCCCUAGAUCAAACUGUCCUCACGAAUCACUCUCUCUGAAAUGAUUGGAAAGUUUUUAAAGCCAAGUGGUGGGGACUGCUUGUGGGAAGAAGACAAAACUGAUGUCGAUCAAACAAGUGGUACCGCUUUCGUCUUCAAUGCAAAUGUUUCAUUGUCUGUUGAUCAACAAAAGCAACGCUUGCCAAUUUUUGAGAGUAGAUUGCACAUCCUUUACUUACUUGAACAAUAUCAGGUCCUAGUUUUGGUUGGAGAAACUGGAUGUGGUAAAAGCACGCAAGUACCCCAGAUCUUGCAUGAAGCCGGCUGGUGUGAAAAUGGAAGAAUGGUUGGCAUCACCGAGCCAAGGAGAGUUGGUGCCACCUCACUUGCCAAACGUGUUGCCGAAGAAAUGCAUUCCCAUCUAGGUCAACUUGUAGGAUAUACAAUUCGCUUUGAUGAUGCCUCUGAUCCAUCAACCACCAAAAUAAAAUAUAUGACCGAAGGUAUUUUGCUUCGAGAAAUGAUGAGUGAUCCUCUUCUCAGAAAGUAUUCCGUGAUCAUGCUGGAUGAAGUGCACGAAAGGACUCUCCUCACAGACAUUCUUCUAGGAUUACUCAAAAAAAUUUUGAGAAAACGCAAAGAUUUAAAACUCAUUGUUGCAUCAGCCACCGUUGACGCAGAGGAAUUAAGAGAUUUCUUCAAUCAAAAUAAAAAGAAAAAAGAAAUGGCUUCAAUCAUAAGUAUUGAAGGUCGGUUGUACUCCAUCUCUGUUUUCUAUAGUAAAGAACCAGUACCAAACUAUGUGAAAGGAUGCGUGGAGACAGCUAUAAAAGUGCAUGAGCAUGAACUUCCCGGUGACAUUUUGAUUUUCCUUCCGGGAAAAGAAGAAGUUGAUACUGCCGUUGAAAUGUUAAGAGAACAUGGAAACCAAAUCAAGAGAAGUGACAAAAAGCUUUUAGUUCUUCCAUUGUAUGGUUCUUUGCCAAACUCUGAGCAGCUCAAAGUGUUCAGAUACACUCCACGUGGACUGCGGAAGAUAGUAGUUGCUACUAAUAUCGCUGAAACAUCGGUCACUAUUCCUGGUAUCGCCUACGUCAUCGAUUGUGGAUUCCAGAAAUUGAAAUGGUUCAAUCCUGAGUCGCAAACAGAUGCAUUGAUUACAGUACCAAUCUCACAAGCGUCCGCUGAUCAGCGAGCAGGGCGAUCUGGUAGAGAAAGACCAGGAAAAGUCUUCAGGUUGUAUACGGAGUCUGCCUACAGUGAGUUAAGUGAAGCUACUCCUCCUGAAAUGCAGCGGACAGAAUUGUCGUCUGCCAUUCUUCAGUUGAAAGCAUUAGGCAUCAGCAAUAUUUUGCGCUUUCCGUUUCCUUCGCCACCUCCAGCCAAAAACGUUCUAAGUGCCUUGGAACUCCUGUUUGCGUUAGGUGCAUUGGACGAAAGAGGAAAUCUAACAGAACCAACAGGCUUGCAAAUGGCAGAAUUCCCUCUGCCUCCACUCUAUUCAAAAGCUUUGCUUGUUUCAGGAGACAUGGGUUGUUCAGAAGAAAUGGCCAGCAUCAUAGCCCUCAUGCAGGUUCAGAAUAUCUUCACUAGACCUCAGGGUGGUGAAGCUUCAAUCAAAGCCAAAGUCGAAAAGCGAAAAUUUGAAGUCGAAGAAGGGGAUCUCCUCACGUAUCUAAAUACUUAUAACUCUUAUGUAAAGCAUUUAGAAGAUGAAAAAGAAUGGUGCCAUAAACGAUUUUUGAAUUACAAAGCAUUACGGCGGUCGACAGAAUUAAGGGAGAGAAUACUGAGAUUACUGAGAAAAAUGGAUGUGCCCAUUGUUUCCUGCAAAGGCAACUCAGUGAAAAUUUGUCGUUGCAUUGCUGCCAGUUUUUAUCCAAAUGCAGCAUAUCUUCAUCCCUCGGGUGUGUACCGUUCUGUGCGAGGACAACAAGAUUUUUACAUACAUCCUACUUCGGUCCUCUACAAUGUACAACAACCUCAAUGGAUUCUGUACUGUGAAUUGCUUCAUACGGACAAAAUCUACAUGAACGAGCUGACAGCUAUCGAUCCAGCCUGGCUUGAAGAACUUGCUCCACAUUUUUAUCACAAAACCUCCGUUGACUAUGGCUGAUCUAUUUCACUCACUGUAAGCAUGGUGGAAGAAUAUUUUCUGGAUGUCCAUAAAAACUGUUUAUAUGGAUUGCUAGGAUUGUCACUCACUUAAAGGUGUCAAGAUGACUGAACCAGUUCAUCAUUUUCCACAGGUCUGGUGUGUCAUUUUUAAUUGAUUGGUUCCUUUUAAUAGGAAACCAAUUCGUUGUAAAAACUGUCUAGACAAAAUUGGCUAGAAUAAUUAAUUGACUAAAAUUUAAGCUCAGAACCUUGUAGGCCCGCAAAUAAGUAGAGUCCUGUUGUUUCACCAUCUAAAUGUUCAAUAAGAUGCUGCAGCGGUAGCGUGUUGCUAUGUAAUUGACAAUUCGCUCAUUAAAGAGGGAUCUUUUAGUGCAUCUCUUUUGAUCGUUACAGGAGAUAGAUUGACACUGUUUGAUUGAAAAUUCAUGGAUGGUGAAAUGCCACUCCCUCACUGUCUCCGUUCUUUUUUCCAAUAUUUUAGGAAGAACUGCAAUAAAUUAUUUUCUUGCAAAACAAACGCUGCUGCAAGUUAGAAACAUGAAACUUGUGUGGAAGAUUCUUCAUUAGUAAUGGUUUGUUAGGAGGAGAUGAAGCAAAGAAGUCUGAAAAACAAACGGAAAUUUGUUAAGAAUUGAAUCAAUCAAAGAGACACAAGAAUUUUAGGCAAAUAAGAAGGGAAUAAUCAAACACAUAACAAAUAAAUAAAUAAAAUUAGAUGAUACGAAUCUACAAUAGAAUAAGGGUUGAGCAUUGACAAACCCGUCAAACCCCUCGCAAAUAUUUUACUAUACUCAGUUGGAAGGAGCUUCUCUCUAGACAUGGUGAGGGUUUUGCAGUAGCCUAAUUGGAUACUUGGGCUUUGUGUGAAUAAAGCUCCAUGUAACCUGUUGCGACAGCUGCCUGUUUUGAUGAUAGUAGUCUGAAGAGAAGAUAAUCGCAAUUAUUAUUAUGCCAGAAGUCCAGGUUUGUAGACUAAUAUGACUAAAGUUUUUUUGUCGCAGCGUUCUGAAAAACGCGUAUAUGUUGAAUUAUGUUGUGGUGAAAGGUUGGCUUUUCUUGAAAGUAUACCUAAGUUUCUGAAGGGCUUUUAGCAAAAUAAGAAAAAAAAAGUUUCACGGAGCACUGAAAGUGCACUGCUGAUUUUUACUAUCCAUGGGAUGUAGCAAUGAGGGAAAAGUAACUGAAAAUAUUACAGCUUGACUAUCUUAUCCUCUAGCUUAAUAGGUAACUUAAAUCUAAACCACUGACAAUCUAGCAGCGACGUGGGACUGGACCUCUGCUGUCCUUUCGCUUGCUCUUGAUAGGGAUCGCUCAAUGUCCCUGAUGAUCCGUCUCUGGACCCACGGGGCUAGCUCGGAAAACUUCGUGUCUGGCGUUGGCAGGCUGAGGUUGAGCUUGCAAAAAGUUGAGUCUCGCAUACAAGAACUCGCGUCGACGAGUAAGUGACCAGAUCGCAGCAAAUGUAUUCUGCUGGAGCGGUAACGGUGCAUUUCUCCUUGUUUCUGAGUUGAGCAUAGAUCAUAACCAACUUAAAACCCAUCAAGCAUACUGUUUAAAUUAACCAACUAACACCUAUCAAUACGAAAAUCAAUCCUGUCAAUCAUGUUGAUUUCGUGCAAAUCGACGGACAUAUUGAAUCUACCAUGUUCCCAAUGCUGAACUGCAUUUGUCCGAUAAUUCAAGACCUCACCAUUUUGGCCAGGCAAACGAAUAUCGAAGAGCUAGGAAAUACAGAGGCUUACCACAUAUUAUGGGACUAUGAACACGAAUAUACAGAUCCUGGCAGUGUAAGAGUAAAACUGUAUCUACAGGAAACUUAUUCGAAUCCUAGAAAUCGACGGGGAUUUUACGUGCGACGUGCCUUGAUCCAGAAAAUGUUUCAGUUCUUACUUCACCACGACGAUUAAAACUUUAUAAAAUGAGUUAGAGAUUUACCCUUUUAAAGCGUGUGGAGCAAGUUAAAAUUCUCAAAAGUCUAUGCCAGAAAUUUUCCAUAGUGUAAUGAAUAAGAGUUAGUUUUCGGCACAAGAGUUAGUUGAAAACUUAUCUUAUUCUCAUUGGUGAUGUGAUAUGAAUAUGAAUAAAAGUUCAACAAUAUUAACUGUUUCGGCACCAGCUGAUCUUUGUUAACGUAGGAUCAACAAACUACAAGAAAUGGAAUGGAAAUUAAAGAGACUAAAUUUUGAGAUGAAGUUUGUCACUGUAUUACUCUGAAAUUCAUAAGAAAGUUGCACAAAAUACGGAGAACAAGAGUAGAUGAAAAGUCGACAAAUUUUCUACACCACGAUGCCUUUUUAAGUGUUGAGAGUGAGAAACACUUGAUGAAAAGAAAUUAGAAUGGUCACUUGAGACUAAGAACUGAGAGAGAACAGAAAAUCACUAUGAGAGAGUGUAUGUUCCUAGGGUCUGAGAGAUGGAAAAAAGACCACUUGAGAAACACAGGUCUAAGGUCUGAGAGAUGGAAAAAGACUUCGAUUUAGGCGCAGCGCACGCUUAUAUAGACUUGCUGACAUCACAGGUGGCGAGACUAUAAGUGUAUGCGUGAUUGGCUGGCUAUAAUGUAUUAUUAUCAGUUGCAAGUCUAGUAAUAAAAGUAAUGAAGGUGAACUGAAUGAUAGGGUGUAAAGAAGAUUUGAGAUCGAAAAAUGAGCUUUUGUAAGACGGAAAAAUGGAUGUUAGAAAAAUAUUGGAAAGUGUUGACACAUUCAUGUGUUAAUUCCAGAUUUUUUAGCACACUUGCUGAAUCGAAAUGUUUUCACCGAAUUUUUAGCGUCAGCAAAAUGAAAUGACUAUCUUGUGUCAGCAUGUCAAUAGCUACAUAAUAAGAUUCUGUAUGUACUCUCUGAUAUUUUAUUUGUAAGUUAUAAAGUCAUUGUAACUUUUUCUCAUAUUUUACUUUAUUUUGACUGAUUGCUCAAAUUGCAUGCAUUGUUCUGGAAUAAAAUGUAUUUUCUACGAA
Molecule: messenger RNA, 5150 nt
Organism: Bemisia tabaci
Lineage: Eukaryota; Metazoa; Arthropoda; Insecta; Hemiptera; Aleyrodidae
Product: probable ATP-dependent RNA helicase DHX35
Cellular component (GO): catalytic step 2 spliceosome; intracellular anatomical structure
Molecular function (GO): helicase activity; RNA binding; ATP hydrolysis activity
Source: RefSeq, a predicted model, not a curated record